This is a messenger RNA of Rotaria sp. Silwood2, 1493 nucleotides long. Lineage: Eukaryota; Metazoa; Rotifera; Eurotatoria; Philodinida; Philodinidae. The record is from the annotation of a GenBank genome assembly.
AUGAUUUCGUUAGAAAAUGACAAAAAAGAAUUAUAUGAAGAAAUUUUGAAACUUUCAUUUCGAUUGAAUCGAGUUGCAUUACCACCAUUUCGAUUGUUAGUUAUUCAUAAAUCUCAAUUAUUAUUAUUAGAACGUAAAGAAUCAAAACCAUUACUAAUGGAUAAUGGAACCAUUUCUGUUUUACAAUUAAUUAUGUUUCAUUUACUUACUAAUACUAUAAAUCAAUUAGAAAAUGAAAAUUCUGAUUAUAAUAAAACUAUUAGUACUAUCCGUAAGGAUCAAGAUCAUGAAUAUUGGCCAAUUACUGAAAUUAAAAUGGGAAUUAUUCCUUCGUCACAAUUAAUUCAUCCAUUAAAGUAUAAUAAACUAUGUCAACAUAUUGCUAAAAUUAUUCAAACGAAUAAUUUAUCGGGAGAUAUUAAAAGAAAUGUAGAUGAUUGCUUUAAAUUACUAGAAAAAAUACUUAUUUCAGUUGGUGCUGAUGAAUCACACAUUAAAUUUGUAACAACGGCUAUGUCCAAAUUAGUCCCCGUAUAUGAUUAUCCAUUAUUAAUAGCAUUACCUUAUGACCGCUUAUUAUUAACACAAUUUUAUAAAAUAAGAUGUAUUGAUGAUCGGUAUGCUCAAGGAAUUAUGGCUAAUGGAAAGUAUUUUUCAUUGAAUAACAACGCUUAUACUCCAAUGUUGGAAUUAGGAAUUAAUCCUGGUUCUAUCAUUCAAUUGAAGUUUAAUAUUCAACCUGAUACUAUCGUUAAUGGAAAUCUAUUCGUUUCUCAGGUUAAUGAUACAAAAAUUACUGACCAUUGUCAAAAUAUAUCAGGUAUCAAUAUAAAUAAAUUUGCCAUAACACAAUACGAACUUUCAGCUGAAUUUGAUAAUAAUGCAGUUAAUUUAAUGUUUCCAACUAAAGCCAUUAAUGUGCUUAAAUCUGCUGAAGAAUUAAAACAAAAAUCAAAUAAAGAUAAAUCAAAAGCAAGUAUUAUUUCUGAAAAACAUCCUGUGAUGAAUUACUUAAGAUCAAAUUUAAAAUCGUCAAGUAAUUGGAUUCAUUCAUCAACAAAAAUAAAUGAAUCAAUACAGCAAAUAGAGAAACUAAAUAUUGGGAAAACAAAUCCAAAUCAAAAAACUCAAAAUAUACCUUCAAAUGAAAAUAGUUUAGCUCAAGCAAUUCAAACUACUACUAGUUCAGCCACAUUAAUUAAUAAACCGUCAACUUCUUCAUUACCUUUCAUAGAUAAGCCUGAAUGUUUAAAUUGUUUAUCACAACUCAAUGAUGAUAAUUUGGAAUGUCCACAUUGUACACAAGUAUUUUGUCGAAUAUGUAUUGAAUCUAGUUGUGAUAAUACAAAUCAUGAACAUUAUUGUCCAACAUGUUCCAAUAAAGUUAAAUUAUCAGAAUAUCGUAAAUCAAAAAUUAUUGACAAAUUUGAAACAGAAGGUAUAUCGGCAUUUGAAUGUUUCAUUUGUCAUUCAAUACCAGAAAAACAUAGAUU